AUGUCAAAGCCAAUCGAUGUGGCCCGUACCAUCAAGGAACUCACCUUGGAGGAAAAGAUUAGGCUUCUUGCUGGCAAAGAUACUUGGAGCACGCAUGAAAUCGACCGGUUAAACAUUCCUUCGAUCACGACUUCCGAUGGACCGCACGGAGUACGAGGCACUGCAUUUUUCAAUGGUAAACCAGGCUGUCUUUUGCCGUCAGCUACGGCCAUGGGGGCCACCUUUGACGUCAAACUGAUGCACUCCGUCGGUAAGUUGCUCGCGACGGAGGCGAAAGAAAAGGGGUGUCAGGUUAUCCUCGCCCCGACAGUGUGUCUACAGAGGUCUCCUCUCAUCGGUCGUGGUUUCGAAGCCUUUGGCGAGGACCCGGUGUUGAGUGGUACAAUGGCAUCAGCGUACAUCAACGGUGUCCAGGAGAACGGCGUGGCUGUCAGCAUCAAGCAUUACGCCGCGCAUGACCAGUCAACGAUGUCAAUCGAAGACUCUAUCCGAGUGACAGAGAGGACCUUGCGGGAGAUGCACCUGUUGCCUUUCCAGAUUGCCGUCAGAAAUGCCAAUCCAUGGUCGUUCAUGACGGCGUACCACAAGAUCAAUGGAACCCAUGCGAGUGAAGACCCCUGGCUCUUGGAAGGGAUUCUUCGCCGCGAAUGGGGUUGGGGCGGUUUGAUUAUGAGCGAUUGGUUUGGUACUUAUAGCACUGCAGAAGCCGUGAAUGCUGGGCUAGACCUUGAGAUGCCUGGUCCCGCGAGAUGGCGAAGCCAAUUGUUGAUGUGGGCGAUUCUCUGCCGCAAGGUCAAGGAGUCUACCAUAGAUAAACGUGUGCGGAACGUUCUGAAUCUCAUCAACAAAGUUCACCCGGCAUUAGAGCACCAGCCCGACGCGGAGAAUCAGGGUGACACGGAGGAGAAGCGUCAGCUUUGCCGACAAGUGGCAGGUGAUUCAAUCGUUCUCCUGAAGAAUGAACGGUCUAUACUACCACUGGACACACGGUCCAAGAAGAAGUUCGGUCUCAUUGGGCCUGCAGUUCGAGUACCUGCUGUUAGUGGUGGGGGGUCCGCCGACCUUGUCCCGUAUUAUGUGAGCACGCCACUUGACGCCAUCACCGAGAUUGUCGGAGCAGAGAGAGUGAAGACUGCAGUUGGCUGCCACGGUCAUUUAUUUACCCCCCUUUUGUCCUCUGAUGGCUCUGUUCCCGACAUGCAGAAGCCGGGAUAUCUACUCGAAUGGUUCCAGGAGAACUUCGAGGAGCAGCCGACUGCGAAGCCGUUGCACACUACGACAACGACACAAGCGCAGAUGUAUUUUGCUGAUAGUCUCCCCAAGGGCGUCCCAGAUGCAUAUUGGCUCCGUGUUAGGACUGUGUAUACUGCUCCAAAGACUACAACCAUGCAAUUGGGUCUUUGUGUUAUUGGAAAAGGUAAACUGUGGGUGGAUGGAGAGGAGAUGAUUGACCUGUUUAAUAGCCAGCCCAAGAAGACACUCCAAACGCCAAUGUUCAACCAGGCAAGUAUGGAGGUGGUUGCAGAUAUCAAAGUUGAGGCUGGAAAAGUGUACCAAAUCUCUGUUUUCCUGCGGAACGAAGCCGCAAUCCCCGGAAUUGGGGCCCUUAGCGCUGGUGGUUUGAGAAUUGGGUGUUGCGAGAAAAUUGACCCGGUUGAGGCACUGGAUGAGGCAGUGCUGCUGGCCAAAACGGUUGAUGUGCCUAUUAUCAUGGCGGGCUUAAACGCUGACUAUGAGAGCGAAGCCGUCGACAGAGAGUCGUUGGACCUACCACCUGGGAUUGAUCAUCUGAUUCAGCGAAUCCUCGAAGCGAAUCCAAAUACGAUCGUUGUGACACAGUCCGGAUGCCCGAUUGCCAUGCCAUGGAUUCAAAACGCCGCCACCGUUGUUCAUGCGUGGUUUGGUGGUCAAGAGACUGGCCACGCCAUUGCUGAUGUAUUGUUCGGCCGCAUCAACCCUAGCGGCCGUCUGUCGGUGACAUUUCCGAGUCGUUUAGAAGACACACCGGCAUUUUUGACCUUUGGAAAAGGUCAAAGAGACAUUCUGUACGGCGAAGGUGUAUUCAUUGGCCACCGAUACUACGAAAAGCUCAACAGGCGGCCACUAUUCUACUUUGGAUACGGUCUUUCAUACACUAGCUUCGAGUACUCAAACCUUCAUGUUCCAAAGACAGUAAGAUUGGGAGAAUGUAGAGCGGGAUCGUUUGAUAUUACGGUUGAUGUGCGGAAUUAUGGUCGUCGAGAUGGAUGGGAGGUCGUACAGGUCUACAUUCAAGACGUUGAGGCCGCAUUUGACCGUCCAUGCAAAGAACUCAAGGCUUUCAACAAAGUUUGGGUGGCGACUGGGAGUACAGUGACAGUCAGAGUUAGUCUCGACAAGUAUUCCUUGUCGUAUUGGAACGAAGAGCUCGAGAAAUGGCUGGCUGAAAAGGGUACUUUCCGUGUCAUUAUAUCUCAAAGUGCCGACCCAGAAGAUGAGAUAUUAAGUGCGGACUUUGAGCUAGAAGAUGAUUACCUCUGGCAUGGUGUUUGA
Molecule: messenger RNA, 2532 nt
Organism: Colletotrichum truncatum
Lineage: Eukaryota; Fungi; Ascomycota; Sordariomycetes; Glomerellales; Glomerellaceae
Product: beta-glucosidase j
Biological process (GO): glucan catabolic process
Molecular function (GO): beta-glucosidase activity
Source: RefSeq, a predicted model, not a curated record